AUGAAAUGCAGGGGCCUUCGACAGAAGAAGCGUUUAUUUGCUCAAGUUGAACGAGGUAUUACCCAUUAUAGCAUAGUUCAAUCAAUACAAGCCCUUCAAGCAAUCUUGAAAUCAACAUGUUCAACACCAUCUGCGGUGUCUGUUGGCUCUCCGAGUCCAUCACCAUCGCCAUCAAAAGAUAAAGUUCUAAAACCAUCACAAGUAUUACUCUUCAUUUCUCUUCUUUUUCAACAAUUUGUUAUACUUACUUAUAUUCAACAAGAAAAUAUGCUCAAAUGGGCUGUUGUACGUCCUGAUACAAAUUCCGAUGCACAACUAUCUGUUCAACUACAUACACUAGAUGAAAUAUGUGAUCAACAAAUAUUUCCAUGUUUAGUUCGAUUAUAUACAGAAAAUUCAACAUUUGAUAACGACAAUUACUGUUUAUUAUUAACUGAAACAUGUGAUCCCUAUUUAGUUGUAUCAAAUGAAACCGAACGAUUUGCUGUACCAACGUCAUUUGAUGGUAAGUCUAUAUAA
Molecule: messenger RNA, 519 nt
Organism: Didymodactylos carnosus
Lineage: Eukaryota; Metazoa; Rotifera; Eurotatoria; Philodinida; Philodinidae
Source: the annotation of a GenBank genome assembly